Messenger RNA from Bacidia gigantensis, 1149 nucleotides. RefSeq lists its product as uncharacterized. The record is from RefSeq and is a predicted model, not a curated record. Lineage: Eukaryota; Fungi; Ascomycota; Lecanoromycetes; Lecanorales; Ramalinaceae. The transcript is spliced from 2 exons. Bases 1 to 1149 code for a protein of 382 amino acids.
AUGCCGUAUGCAACAGCUACCACGUUCUUAGUUUUAUUAAUUACCAGAGCAACAUACCUGGUCGCAGGUCAAGGCGCGCAACUAGCAAACAUCAGCCCGACGAACGGCCAAGAUGGCUUCUCCUAUUAUUGUUCUGACCAAGACUCGCCACCUCUGUGCAAUGCAGACUGCAAUACAGCGAUCAACAACAUAUGUCACGAAGACCUACACAACGCAAUGAACGAAACAGUCAACAGCUGUCAGGUCCUCUACUUGCCUGCCGUCUUCCCCUGGUGGCGCAAUGGUGCCCGCGGGAACGUGCCAGGGCCCACUGAAUGUAUCAACAAUCUCAAUAGCAUUUUGGCAAACUCUGGAAGGGAUGCGGGCACAACAAACACAGGAAUCGAUUCUUCUUACUGCACGGAGUUUGGUGGCGGCGGCACCUGGGGUUGGAACGAUGAUGGUACGCCUCUCUCUCAAAAAGCGCGCUAUGUGAUCACCACACCUUCCGUGGGAAAUCAAUGCGGACAAACCAAAGCGUUAUGGUGGCAGACAAACAAGGUAGUGGCAUGGGACUCCAGUGAGCUCUUCUUUCCCACAAUCAAAAAACACACCCCCUGGUUGUCCAGCAACCCAACCGUGCAACUCAUCGACGCCGGCCCACUAGCACUGCCCGCCACUGGUAACCCCACAGACAACCCUACGUGCAACACCGAGGUCUGCGACAUCUUCGUCAAGCCCGUGUAUGCGAUCUCGGGCGGAGUUUGGACCGAAAAAGGCAGCCCGGGCGACCGCCAUCGCAUCCAGUUCGAAGGCAUAGACGGCAAGCUGCUGCAAUCAACGCUGAACGACCGGUGCGGCCAGCAGAACAUCAACAACCUGCAGCUGUACGCAAACGCGAGCAAUACCGGGCAAUGGGUUAUUGACCUGAACUUGCCGGAUCGGUUGGCGUACGCCAAUGAGCCGGGAACAGGCAGUCCGUGCCCUUGCAUUGCAGAUGCUGUGUUUGAUGCGAGUGGGGGCGCAGUGGUCAGUCCAGUGAAUUUGUGGUGUGAUAGUACGAUAGUCUUUAAGAAUACGGCGGAGUUCCCGAUUGAGGGGCCGGGCUCGAAGUUGAGGCGACAAUCUGUUCGUCGGAAAAGGGAUUUACUGCAUUCAAGGUUCUUAUAA